UGUCAUUCCCAGUGUUUCAAUAUUUUCAGUGUUUUCAAACAUCUGUACAUCGCGAACCAUAAAUUUGACUUUUAGACUGAUCUCUAAAUUAUUUGUUCAAAUGUUUCAUUAGAUUAGAUCAAAUGGAGUGUAAAGUACUGCCUGAUGGCUGGAAACGUGAAGAAGUCACACGAAGAACAGGAUUAUCAACUGGUAAAACAGAGGUCUAUUACUACAGUCCGGAUGGAUUAAAAUUCCGGAGCAAACCUCAACUGGCAAAAUAUCUUGGAGAUGCUGUUGAUCUAACGAGUUUUGAUUAUCGAACUGGUAAAAUUAAUUCACUUUUAUUGCGUAAAAAUAAGAGCCAAAAAGGAUCCUUGGAUGGAGUUAAAGGAGUAAAGUUAUGUGAUUCAGGAUCUGCCAUACCAGUCAGAAGAACUGCUUCUAUAUUUAAGCAGCCUGUUACCAUUAUUAAGACUCAACCUGAUAGCAAAAUCAAAAAUGAUUUAAAACAUAGUUCAUCGGAUAAACCAAAACAAGUAUUUUGGGAGAAACGCUUAGAAGGUUUAAGAGCCACCAAUAUCGAUCAAGAAUUUUAUGAAAGCUUCGAUUUACCUAAAAGCAUGAAACCUGUUGGACCAAAUGUAGGCCCAGAAACUGCUUUGAGGAGUGUAGCUACAGCUUUGCAUCUUCAUAUAAAGCCAAUUACAGGACAAACAGCAGGUCGAACUGUCUUAGAAAAAAAUCCAGGCGCUUACUUGGAUACUAAACAACCUUUAAUCGGUGCUGUAAUAAUUACUGACGAUGAAAUAAAACGACAAGAAGAACGAGUAAACAACAUUCGAAGAAAAGUGGCAAUCGCUGUUACCGACUAUGAGAACAGCUUGCAUCAAAUAUGAUUAGAGAGUGUUCAAGAUUUUGUAAUCCUGAAACUUUCAACUGGAUUCUUUGGAUUUACCAUGGAUACUUAAGUUACCUCGGUUCUUCAGAUACGUUUUUAAAUGAUGUUUGAAUUUGUUUAUUUAUUUUUCGCUUUUAUUUAGAACUUAAAUCCAACGAUCAAUUUUUGUGAUCAUGUUUGUUAAUUUUUUUGAAUUGUAAAAUUUUUCAAUUGUUUGACGGUUUUAUUAAUUUUCA
Molecule: messenger RNA, 1116 nt
Organism: Tetranychus urticae (two-spotted spider mite)
Lineage: Eukaryota; Metazoa; Arthropoda; Arachnida; Trombidiformes; Tetranychidae
Product: methyl-CpG-binding domain protein 3-like
Biological process (GO): negative regulation of transcription by RNA polymerase II; DNA methylation-dependent constitutive heterochromatin formation
Cellular component (GO): nucleus
Molecular function (GO): methyl-CpG binding
Source: RefSeq, a predicted model, not a curated record